Racocetra persica is the source of this 1535-nucleotide messenger RNA. NCBI's taxonomy places the organism in Eukaryota, Fungi, Glomeromycota, Glomeromycetes, Diversisporales, Gigasporaceae. The record is from the annotation of a GenBank genome assembly.
AGGACAACAGUCUGGAUACGAAUGAACCAAUCCCUCUUUCGGACAACUCCGCGAACCGGCGGAACCUCCCGUCAGGACCACAAUUUAAACUAGAUUUACAAUUUUUUGCAGUAUCCAAAACUAAAAAAACAACGAAAAUCGCUCCCCAAUUUAGACAGAAAAGAUUAAAAAAAUUUGAAGAAGAUUUAAAAUUAGCAGCACAAUACGCACAACGACUUAUCGAAGAAAAUCAAAAUCUAAGAAUAGAGAAUGAAGAAUUAAAUAGAGAAGUUAAAAACUUAAAAGAACGAAAUGAGGCAGAUGGUAAUCAUCUUAUAGAACGAGAAGAAGAGGUGGAAAAACUUAACCGCCAAGUUAGGGAAUUAUCAGAAUCGAUAAGUAAACUUAAUAUUAGAAAUGGUUCAAUACCGACGUUAGAGAGAGAAUUAGAGGAAAAAGAAGAAGCAAUUGCUCGUUUAGAGGAAACAAUAACAACAUUACAGGGUGAAAAUGAAGCAUAUGAACGUGCUGUAAAACAAGCGACUGAGGGAUUUCAUGCAAAAAACAGGGAGAUAGCGGCCCGAGAAAGUGAUAUAAAAAGCCUAGAAGACGAACUGGAAAAAAGAGAUAAUGAGAUUAAAAGAUUAAAAAAAAUAAAUGAGAGGCAAGCAAAAGAAAUAACCGAACUAAAAGAAGAAAAGGAAGAUUUAACCCAAAAAUGGGAAACUAGCGAGGUCAAAUUAGCCGACCAAACCAAGGGGCGUUUAAGUAUAAUCGAAGAAAGUAAUAACAACCUAAAAGCCGAAAAUGAGGCCUUAAAAAGGGAUUUGUUCUCCCGCUUGGCCCGACCCAGCCUUUCGUCUCAAACCUCAUCAAUGAGAAGUAAUUACGUACCCGAGUCCAGACCCGUUUCGCGAGCUACUUCUUACAUUGAAGGUCUUGACAUUGAGAUUGACGAAAGUAGCCCUUAUUAUUGUAAGCAUUGCGGGCAACUUAAAAACAAUUUGGGUAGCAUUCUCAACGAUCCAAGAAAUUAUGAAUUACCAACAACGCCCGACGAAAGCCGCAGCGAAAAAGAAGAGAAAUCUCACCACAAUUCAGCACCAAGAGUCAGAGGGCCAAGUGACGAAAGUAGUUAUUAUGCCGAAUCACCAACCAAUUCCAUGCUUAUUGAGGAUACUGCUAGCACUUCGCACCUUGAUGACCUAUUAAAAGAAACCGCCAGCAUCUACCAACUUGAAAAAGAAUUAAAAAAGCAAUUGACAAGGGCAAAAUUUGCCGGCAACACCGACUCUGUUAAUGAAAUUAAUUCUUUGAGUAAAAGUUUUGAAAAUGUCUCCCUUGAAUACGAAAAUCUGAAAUUGGCCGAAGACAAUUCCUCUCCGAACGAGGAAACUAGCGAAAAUAAGCUUUCAGAAGCGGCACCAAUCGUAAUCGUCUCUGAUGAAAAUACGCCAACAACGCCAGAAAAUAUUCCGCUAAUCCCAAGGGCAAAAGAAAUGGAGGAAAUUGCAGCCCAAGCCGCUGAAUUGACCGACCCAGCCAAAAAUGAUUGA